Messenger RNA from Anisakis simplex (herring worm), 1104 nucleotides. The record is from the annotation of a GenBank genome assembly. Lineage: Eukaryota; Metazoa; Nematoda; Chromadorea; Rhabditida; Anisakidae.
UUGAUCGCGAAGCACGAUCAACAUCCAUCAAUACGAACCAUCGUAGUGAUGGAGGACGUUCCGUCGGCGUUAAUGGAUCAAGCUAAAAUCGCUAAUAUUGAUGUAUAUUCCCUGAACGAGUUACAAUCAAUCGGACAGAAAAUGACGAACAAGCCUCCUUUGCAGUUGCCCUCUUCGAAUGAUCUUUGUACAAUAGCGUAUACAUCUGGGACAACGGGUAAGCCGAAGGGUGUAAUGCUAACGCAUGGCAACGUUAUCGCUUGUACAACUGGUCUCCACUACCUUCAACACGUUCCAUUUCGUGUCGACGACGUGAUGUUCAGUUUCUUGCCGCUGGCGCACAUGUUUGAGCGUAUGAUGGAAACAGUGGCGUUUAUGACUGGCAUGCGGAUUGGUUAUUAUAAUGGCGAUAUCAAAACGGUUGUGGAUGAUAUUAAGGAACUGAAACCAACUAUAUUACCGAUGGUGCCUCGGGUGCUGAAUCGGAUAUAUGAUAAGGUUAUGAAUGAGGUGAAGAAGUCAUUGGUUUCGAGAAUAUUGUUCAAUGCGGCAUUNAAGACAGCAAAGACGCUAGUCCGUAAACUAAUAAUUUCAUUCGAUUAUCUAAAAUCGGGGUUUGUACGCAACGAUACAAUUGUGGAUAGAACAGUUUUCAAACGGAUUCGUGAUAUUCUUGGUGGACGUGUGAGAAUUAUUAUUACUGGGUCAGCGCCAGCCGCUAGAAAUGUACUCGAAUUUGCACGUGCCACAAUGGGUUGCGUGGUUAUAGAAGGUUAUGGCCAGACCGAAUGUGUGGCUGAAUGUGCUCUUUGCAUAGAAGCAGAUACGAGUACAGGAUGCGUUGGAAUCCCUGUACCAUGUAAUGCCGUAAAACUUGUCGAUGUUCCUGAAUUGGGAUAUUUUGCGAAAAAUAUGACGGGUGAGGUUUGUGUACGAGGACAUAAUGUCUUUAGGGGUUAUUAUAAAGAUGACGCUGCAACCAAAGAAACACUCGAUUCGGACGGUUGGUUGCAUACUGGUGACAUCGGUAGAUGGACCGAUGUCGGGACCUUGCAAAUCAUUGAUCGAAAAAAAUACAUUUUCAAGUUAUCACAGGUAUUGUAA